AUGGGGAACAAGCUGCUGCUUUUUGAUUAUUCAAUCAGAUUAGCUGGAUCAGAUUACUUAUGUUCUGGAAGAAUUGAAAUAUACCACAAUGGUGUCUGGGGAACAGUCUGUGAUGAUAGUUGGGACCUAAAUGAUGCUGAGGUGGCCUGCAGACAGCUAGGCUGUGGUCCUGCCUUGGAUGCUCCACAGUCUGCUCACUUCGGACAGGGGACUGGACAAAUCUGGCUUGAUAAUCUGGCCUGCUCAGGAAAUGAAACUUCUCUUGGAAUGUGUGGGCACAGGGGAUUUGGGAUUCACAAUUGUUUACACGGUGAAGAUGCUGGAGUCAUAUGUUCAAAUUAUUCAAUCAGAUUAGGUGGAUCAGAUAAAUCAUGUUCUGGAAGAAUUGAAAUAUACCACAACGGUGUCUGGGGAACAGUCUGUGAUGAUAGUUGGGACCUAAAUGAUGCUGAGGUGGCCUGCAGACAGCUAGGCUGUGGUCCUGCCUUGGGUGCUCCACAGUCUGCUUACUUCGGACAAGGGACUGGACAAAUCUGGCUUGAUAAUCUGGCCUGCUCAGGAAGUGAAACUUCUCUUGGAAUGUGUGGGCACAGUGGAUUUGGGACUCACAAUUGUGUACACGGUGAAGAUGCUGGGGUUAUAUGUUCAAAUUAUUCAAUCAGAUUAGGUGGAUCAGAUAAAUCAUGUUCUGGAAGAAUUGAAAUAUACCACAAUGGUGUCUGGGGAACAGUCUGUGAUGAUAGUUGGGAUCUAAAUGAUGCUGAGGUGGCCUGCAGACAGCUAGGCUGUGGUCCUGCCUUGGGUGCUCCACAGUCUGCUUACUUCGGACAAGGGACUGGACAAAUCUGGCUUGAUAAUCUGGCCUGCUCAGGAAGUGAAACUUCUCUUGGAAUUCUGCUUACUUCGGACAAGGGACUGGACAAAUCUGGCUUGAUAAUCUGGCCUGCUCAGGAAGUGAAACUUCUCUUGGAAUGUGUGGGCACAGUGGAUUUGGGAAUCACAAUUGUGGACACCAUGAAGAUGCUGGUGUCAUAUGUUCAACGUCUGAAAAGCCCAGAUAGAGAGACGAAGGGACUCCACUCCUACCUGCCCAUCCCGUUCCCCACUGUCCGACGCACCGGCUCGCUGAGCUGA
Messenger RNA from Fundulus heteroclitus (mummichog), 1134 nucleotides. RefSeq names its product deleted in malignant brain tumors 1 protein-like. The coding region runs from base 1 to 1134 and encodes 377 amino acids. Lineage: Eukaryota; Metazoa; Chordata; Actinopteri; Cyprinodontiformes; Fundulidae. Gene Ontology annotation, cellular component: membrane. The transcript is spliced from 6 exons. The record is from RefSeq and is a predicted model, not a curated record.